CCCCGCCUCCCCGUCCAGGUAGCGCGGAGCGGGCGCCGCGAGGAGCAGUCGCUCCCGCCUGGGCAUGGAGAAGACGGGGGGCCCGGCCGCCGUCGGGGCGGGCACGGAGGCCGAGGGGCCCGGGAGCGCCCGGGAGCUGCCCCCGCCGCCGCCCUCCCCGCCGCCGCCCGCGACCCCGGAGGCCCUGGAGCUCCCGCAGCCCGAGCCGUCGGAGGCCAGCGCCCGGCAGCUGCUGCUGGACGAGUGGGGGCCGCUGGGCGAGAGCCUGCUGCUGCCCGCCACCGUCACCUGGAAGCUGCUGCUGCUGCGGAGGCCGCUGUACCGCAACCUGCUGCGCUCGCCCAACCCCGAGGGCAUCAACAUUUACCAGCCGGCACCCGCUAGGGGUCCCACCCGGCAGCCCCUGGAGGCGCUGGGCAAUUUCCAAGGAUGGCGCAUCGGGACGGAACAGCUCCAGCAGAACCUCAGCUGGACGGUAAAGCAGCAGUGUGUGAACCUCCUGGCUGAGGGCCUGUGGGAGGAACUGCUGGAUGAUGAGCAGCCGGAUAUCACUGUUAUGGACUGGUACGAGGACAGCCGCCUGGACCAGUGCGUCUAUGAGCUGCACGUCUGGCUGCUGGCGUCAGACUGCCGCACGGUCAUCGCACAGCACCACGUGGCCCCCAGGAGCUCUGGGAGGGGCUCACCUGGCCACUGGAUCCAGGUGUCACACGUGUUCCGCCAGUACGGCCCUGGGGUGCGCUUUGUCCACUUCCUGCACAAGACCAAGAACCGCACGGAGCCUGGGGGGAUACGGCGGACGAGGGUGACAGACUCGUCUGUGUCUGUGCAGCUCAGGGAGUGAGAGGCUGCCCCUGUGCCUCCUUGACCCACCGCACCUGCUUGACCUUUAAGUCCUAGGGCUCCUUCCUGCUCCUUUCUCACUUCUCUGACCUCUAGUGUCUCGUUCCCUGACCCUUUAGCCCCACUGUGUCCCCUUGACACCACGCUGGCCCCUUCCUGACCUCUCAGCACCUCUGUCCCAACUCAAGUCCUUACAUUUUGGCUUCUCUUUGACCUCUGCACACAUCCUCCUGGUUUUCUGACACAGAGGCCACUCCUUGCGAAUUCAGUGCUUGUCCGAUAGUAGGUGCUCAAUAAAUCUUCACUGAAUGAACACACAA
Molecule: messenger RNA, 1163 nt
Organism: Cavia porcellus (domestic guinea pig)
Lineage: Eukaryota; Metazoa; Chordata; Mammalia; Rodentia; Caviidae
Gene: Nccrp1
Product: NCCRP1, F-box associated domain containing
Exons: 6
Coding region: 65-844 (259 amino acids)
Biological process (GO): glycoprotein catabolic process; SCF-dependent proteasomal ubiquitin-dependent protein catabolic process
Cellular component (GO): SCF ubiquitin ligase complex; cytoplasm
Molecular function (GO): ubiquitin protein ligase activity
Source: RefSeq, a predicted model, not a curated record